Molecule: messenger RNA, 564 nt
Organism: Peronospora belbahrii
Lineage: Eukaryota; Oomycota; Peronosporomycetes; Peronosporales; Peronosporaceae
Source: the annotation of a GenBank genome assembly
AUGGAUGGAGUAGUAGGAAAAACGCUUAGCACCUUAGGGAGUAUCAGUGCCUCUGCGACUAGUUUUCAACCGCUUCGGAAUGCACAGAGUGGUAGCAAUAGCGUCCUGUCCACAGAUAAUUCGUCCAGUGGUACGAAUAUUCAGGCAACAGGUGAGACGACCGUGACAAUUGCGAGGCUGCAGGAGAGAAUUAAGGCGCAGAAGGAGUGGGUCAAGUAUAUUAUUUUUGACGGGGAUACGAACAUUCUCUUAAGUAACAUAAAACCACUGGAGGGAGAAAUUGCAAAUUUUCUUAAACUGUUUAUCAAGCGCGAAGACACGAUCAAGUCCGGCAUUGUGUUACUUAAUGAGCAAUAUGAUGUACAUCGUUUUCAUCCGCCACUUGCUUACGGUCGUCGUGGGGAUCCGUCGGUAGAAGAAGGAGAAGGAAUUGCUGUGUGUAAAGUGGAGCAAGGCAGUCGCAAACUCUAUUGUCUUAUCACAUACGUGUAUCCAACAUUAUCAGCUCGUGCUGUUCCACAGCUAAAGGAGUUUUGUGAGACUCAAUUGGUGAAACUAAGUUGA